Messenger RNA from Dovyalis caffra, 1689 nucleotides. The record is from the annotation of a GenBank genome assembly. NCBI's taxonomy places the organism in Eukaryota, Viridiplantae, Streptophyta, Magnoliopsida, Malpighiales, Salicaceae.
AUGAUUGCUGCUGGGAGUGUAGUAAUGAAGAAGUUAACGAUUAAGAUUGCUUCCCAAAGAAUUGAAGCUAUCCCUGGGAAGAAGUUGCUUGCUGAUGAACGGAGUUGCAGUGCUUCUGUGGGUGAGAAUCAUGGUUCUCGGAUGACGAAACAGAAAUCUGCUGUGCCAGGUUCUAAGAAGCGUGGUCCACCAGAGACGAUAGAGUGUCAACAGCAGAAGAGGCAGAAGAUGGACCGUUGUGUGACACAACAGUGUUCUGCCCUUCUAAAAUCACUGAUGGCUCAUCCAGCUGGUUGGGUUUUUAACAGGCCUGUGGAUCCAGUAGCACUGAAGAUUCCUGAUUACUUCACAAUUAUAUCAAAUCCUAUGGAUUUAGGAACAGUAAAGUCCAAGCUGGGAAAGAAUUUUUAUGCUAGCACUGAUGAGUUUGCAGCUAAUAUCAGACUGACCUUUUCGAAUGCUAUGCUGUAUAAUCCUCCGACAAAUAAUGUCCAUAAAAUGGCAGCGGAACUAAAUGAGAUUUUUGAGACAAGGUGGAAAGCUUUGGAGGAAAUUUGGAAUCAUGAAGGACGGAAGUUUGGAAGUGGAAAGAUUUCAAGUGGAGGUACAACACAAAUUGUUAAUGCCAAACAGAAUUGUCCCAGAACACCGCCUCUGUGCAGUACUGCUUUGCCAAAGAGGUCAAAACCAUCUGAAGAAAAGGUGAUAAGGAGCUUGUCCAAUGCAAGUGUUAUUACAGAAGCAAAGCCUACUAAACCAGCAGAGAUGCUCAAGUCCCUCGUGCCAAAUCCUUACAAAGGCACUGGUGGUGGCGGUAGACAUGCAUGCAGCUCUAUGAAUGUGAAACCAUCUCUGAUCCCAGUUGCUUCAAACUGUGGUAAAUGUGGCAGUAAUGCAUGUCAAUGCAACCUCCGAAUUGAUUCAACCCAUACAAACUCAGAUAUAUCUUCUGAGAGAUCAUCUGGGAGAGAUCAGCAUGAAUGUAGUACUGAUACCUCAAAACUGGCAAAAAGCAUGCCUGUCACACAGAUGAGCAAGUCAGAUCCAGAUUCUGAUGGGGCUGUUAGUGCUUUGGAUGAUGAAAAUAUGUGUCCCAAUUCCCAGCUUACAACAGAUGCAGCUUCUGGAGAAGAGUGGAACUCUCUGUUUGAUGUACCACUGUCUCCAACCAAAGCUCUUCGUUAUGCAACAAUAAAGCAUCGAUUUGCAGAUACCAUCCUAAAAGCUCGAAAUAAGGCACUGCUUGAUAAUGGUGAUAAAGCUGAUCCAAUGAAGAUGCGGCAGGAGAAGGAAAGAUUAGAAAGGCAGCAGCGGGAAGAGAAGGCUAGGAUUGAAGCACAAAUCCGAGCUGCUGAAGCUGCCUCACGAAGAAGGGAAGAGAUGGAACUGAAAAAGCAACGGGAGAGAGAAAGAGAAGCUGCCCGAAUUGCACUGCACAAGAUGGAGAAAACUGCUGAGAUUGAACAGAACCUAGACAUUCUGAAAGAACUGGAGAGGCUCUGUGGCUGUUCAAUAUCAUUCAAUUUCCAUUUUGGCAGCGGAAGAAUGAAAAUGAUAAAGGGAGAAAUUGAAGCUUGCAUUGGUAGCCCACUUGAGAGGUUGGGUUUGUUUAUAAAAGAUGACAUUGAAGACGUGGAUGAUGAGGAGUUUCUGGAUGAAGAUGGAGAGGAAGGAGAGAUACUCUGUUAA